UACGUCGUGAGGAACCGAGAAGAGAAGAUGAAGUUUGGUGUGGUUAUUGUGUUGGCAGCGUUUUGCCUGCUGGUGGAGGCUGGCCUGGCCACAACUGCUCGUCCCACACAUAGACGUCCUUACUACAGGAGGACUUCAAUCGGCCGCCAACGAGCAGCUCACCCGCGAGCACGAGUCACCGUCGCCCCUGCCCAGACCACCCUCAGCCCUCAACUGAAGCCCGGCCAUAAGAUCAUCACUGAACUUCCUAAGCCUGAACCAGGGUUCUAUCUCAACCAGCAGUUCCAGUCCGAGAAAGUAGCCAGAACGAGCAAUACUCCUGGAGAAGUUUCACCGAGGGUGUUUGAGUCAAACUUGGGAUCUUUGAAGUUAUACGAAUUUCCUAAACCCCGGCCAGGUUAUUACCUAAACAAACAGUUCCAGAAUAUUAACACUUUGAAGGAGAAAGUUAAGAAGUCUCCAAGAAAAGUUGUAGACAGCAACGGGAAGUACUGGACCGUGGGUGAGCUUCCCAAACCUAAAGCUGAAUAUUAUUUGAACCGUCAAUUCCAGACGAAGCGAGUGUUCCCUCUAAAGGACUCGUCAUAUAAUGCUGACAGCAACGUGGAAACAUUGGAAAUUUUUUUGGUUAAGAAGCAUACCGAAGGACCUACAAUACGUGUUCCAGCUACCAGUCCUCCAGUCCUUACACAGUCCCCAGUCGUCACCUUUCGCCAGGCUACUCGAGGCAAGCCCACAGGAGAGGUCAACUUUUAUACUGUAUUUGGCCAAGAAAAUUCCCGUAACGUUAACAUUAGACAGCAGCAACCCUCUGUACAGCCUCGCCAUCGUCCUCAGCAAGUUGCACAACGAGUGACUGCAUCCUCAAGCAUUAGAUCUAGUUUUGGGUCACCAUCUACACAAGCAAUUGAGAUGCCUGAAGUGAGAACUGGAUUUGGACCUCCAUCGACUAUCACUCAACCACAACAGGAAAGUACUGCUAGGCCAGACACCAGCACCAACAAGAGAACUUUCAUCUUGACAGCACAGCAGCCGACGCGUCAGGGACAACCGAGGAGAGAGCAGGAGCAAACCGUACAGACAGAACAGCUGCAGCCAGGGUUCAGCUGUCAAGGCCAAGAGUAUGGUUAUUAUGCCGACGUGGAGAGCGACUGCCAAGGCUACCACAUUUGUAACCCUGUCAACUUCGGCGGUGGCCUCAUCCAGUACUAUAAAUACAGCUUCGAGUGUAGCCCUGGCAUGAAGUGGGUCCAGCACCAACAAGCCUGUAUCUCAUCUACCGACGCUCCUCCCUGCCAGUAAGGUCACAGUUCCUCCACUACCCCUGUAAUUGUCUGUCGCAACACCGCACUCAAGACUGUCACACCACUGCCCCCCAAAACUGUCGCACCACUGCCCCUAAAACUGUCACAUCACUGCCCCCCAAAACUGUCACAUCACUGCCCCUAAAACUGUCGCACCACUGACCUCAAGACUAUCGACUGUCGCACCACUGCCCCCAAGACUGUCACACCACUGCCCCCAAGACUAUCGCACCACUGCCCGCUGAAUCCGUCCAUCUUAAACUAGUUCCCACUUUUCACUGUUUAUAUAGAAAACAGAUCCACUACAGGCAAACACCGGAAAGGCUAGUUUCUUCAAUGUUUCCAAACACUUAAAUGCGCAUGUGUAACUUUUUGUAAAUGUCUAGGCUAUCAAGUACAGUUUUAAAUGUAUAUUACGAGUAGAAUGUUGGUGAUGAUAAUUUUUUUUUUCAUCUCUCUCUUUCUCUUAUGUUUACCAUCAAAAGAACAAAUUACCUUCAUGACCUUUAUAUAUCAUGUAACAGAAUAACACAAAUUUCUUAUAUCUGAAAUCAUACAAAAUAAAACUAAUAUAAAAAAGUU
This is a messenger RNA of Homarus americanus (American lobster), 1886 nucleotides long. RefSeq lists its product as uncharacterized. The transcript is spliced from 3 exons. Lineage: Eukaryota; Metazoa; Arthropoda; Malacostraca; Decapoda; Nephropidae. Gene Ontology annotation, molecular function: chitin binding. The record is from RefSeq and is a predicted model, not a curated record. Bases 28 to 1302 code for a protein of 424 amino acids. Gene Ontology annotation, cellular component: extracellular region.